Molecule: messenger RNA, 2592 nt
Organism: Pseudomyrmex gracilis
Lineage: Eukaryota; Metazoa; Arthropoda; Insecta; Hymenoptera; Formicidae
Product: porphobilinogen deaminase
Exons: 6
Coding region: 383-1456 (357 amino acids)
Biological process (GO): heme biosynthetic process
Cellular component (GO): cytoplasm
Molecular function (GO): hydroxymethylbilane synthase activity
Source: RefSeq, a predicted model, not a curated record
GGUCACGUGUUCAGUCACAAUUCAGCAUGGCGAGAGAGAAUGUAGUGUUCACAUCAAGUUAAUUCUUCCAAACCUCUUGUUCAUUUUCACAUUCUGCUGCAGUGUCAGUGACUGUGAAACAUAUCCAAUUCGGGCAUUCUAUUUUUUAUUUUCUAUUUUUCAUAGCAAGCAGUCGUGUGUAAAGUCAUUCAAUUUCAGCAUAUUUUUUAAUCACGGUGAAAGUACACAUUUUUUUCAUCUCAUAAUCCAAAGUCCUCGACAUAUUCUUAACUUCAUAUUACCGUAAUUUAUUAAUUAAUGCUUUGCAUUUGACACAUUCCGAAAACUCGACGAUCCGCUUCAUAUUUUUGAUUUUCCGUGAUUAUACUGAGUGCUUACUACGAUGAACAAUACGGAAAAAAAUGACGUAAUCCGCGUUGGAUCUCGAAAGAGUGAGUUGGCUCUGAUACAAACUAAACAUGUAAUAAAAUGUUUAAAGGAAAUUCAUCCAAAAAAAGAAUUUGAAAUAGUAACAAUGAAUACCAAAGGGGAUAAGAUUCUGGAUAAAUCUCUACCAAAGAUUGGAGAAAAAUCUUUAUUUACUGAAGAACUAGAAUUGGCUUUGGAAAACGGUAAUGUUGAUUUUGUGGUGCAUUCAUUGAAAGAUUUACCCACUACAUUGCCUAAUGGAAUGGCUCUAGGUGCAAUAUUAAAACGUGAGGAUCCACGUGAUGCAGUAGUCAUGUCAAAGAAAUUUGAAGGUCAAACGCUAUCUUCUUUACCAAAAGAUAGUCUUAUAGGUACUAGUUCCUUACGAAGAUCGGCGCAGCUUGCACGGAACAUGCCACAUUUAAAGGUAGAAAAUAUUCGUGGAAACCUAAAUACCAGAUUGAAAAAGUUAGACGACGAAAACGGUUCCUAUGCCGCAAUAAUAUUAGCUGCCGCUGGUUUAAAAAGAAUGGGCUGGGAAGACAGGAUAAGUCAAAUUUUAGAACCCGAAGAGGCUCUCUAUGCUAUCGGUCAGGGUGCAUUAGGUGUCGAAUGUCGAGAAACCGACUGGAAAAUACGUUCUCUCUUAGAUCCAUUAUUUGAUGUAGAAACUACAGUAAGAUGUGUAUGUGAACGUUCGUUCUUAAAAACUCUUGGUGGUGGGUGUUCCGCACCAGUCGCUGUAUCAUCGUCAUUAAAGAAGAAUGAAUUAACAAUUACUGGUGCUGUGUGGUCUCUGGAUGGCAAGACUGAAAUUACAAGCACUUGUAGCUGUAAGUUGUAUCUACCUGACGAUGAUGGUGAACCCCCACGGAAAUGUCCAUAUCAAGAGCCCCGUCUUUACUGUAGCGUUGUUACUGGUAAAGUAAGCAGUUUAAGUCUUGCUGGCGCAGAGCUAUUAGGUGAAGAUUUAGCUAAAAAUCUUAUAAAAAAUGACGCUCUCGAUGUAAUGUUGAAAGCCAGAAAUGAAAUUUUGGAUUCGAAAUAAGAGUUUCGUGUGUUAACCGUUUGAGUCCCAAGCAGCGCGAUCGCGCUGUUGAGAUUUUAUGUCGAGAAAACCCAGCACAUUUCGAGCAAAGCGCGGUUGCGCUGUUUGGGAUUCUUCGACAGUGUUUUUUCAAUAUCCCCUGGGACUCAAACGGUUAAAAUAUAGCUAAUUUAUAUUUUGAUUUUUUUCUUGAUAGCCAGAUUAUGUACUUAAAAAAUAUUUACAUUUGUAUGCAAAGUGACAAUUAUCAAUAAUCGUUUGACCUUCAUAAUUUCAUUUAUAUGUAAAUAUAUAUAUAUAUAUCUAAUUUGUGUGUAAAUAUAUAAUUUUUAUUUAUAUUUGCUCAAGAUCAGAAACUUGAUCAAUAUCAAAAACUUUGAUUGAAUUAUGACUUAUUAUUACUGGUUUUCAUUUCUUUUGUGUUCCGUGUUUCACACAAAAAGUACAAAACAAUAUAAUAUAUACGAUAGUAUAAUUUGUUUAAGGACAACUGAUUUUCUUUCAUGUAACUGUAAAAAUAACUCAUCACAUUCCGAGGAUCGAAUCCCAUCUUUUUUAUGAUAUUGCUAGCUUUGUUUCGUACAUUGUUAUUGUUUUUUUUUUAUUUUUUUGCUUUUGGCGCAUCGUAGAAAAAGAUCUAAAAAAUUUUUUGGAUUUUUUUGGAAGAUGAACAACUUUACAGAUCCUUAUAUAACCAGCCGAAUUCAUUUCAGUUGUCCUGCGAAUCCUACUAUACUAAAAGUUUUACAAAGUUCUGCGUUUUUACAAACAUAUAGUGUACAAUAAUGUACAAUAGUGUAUUUGUGAUGUGUGAAGAUCAUUGCAUGUUAAAUGAUAUAUAGUCUAUUUCGUAAUUUAUCAUGUUUAAAAAAGCAACUGUUUAUAAAAAUAUUGUUAAAGAUAUUUUUAUAUAUUGCAACUCAAUAUUUAUUGUGAAAUAGAAACUGCCAUGUUUAGGAUCACUAACAGUUGUAACACUUCCAUUUACAAUUAGGUAAAAUCAAUUUUAAUCAAGUUUUAUAUGCCGGAUUUAUAAUGUUAAAACGAUUCUAGAAAUCUUCCUUCAAUUUUUCAUUUUAUAAAGACAGUAAAAUUUCAAAUAUUUAAUUGAACAUAUAUAUGUUUAAACUUUUGAU